Messenger RNA from Drosophila ficusphila, 1112 nucleotides. RefSeq lists its product as uncharacterized. The record is from RefSeq and is a predicted model, not a curated record. Bases 1 to 672 code for a protein of 223 amino acids. The transcript is spliced from 4 exons. NCBI's taxonomy places the organism in Eukaryota, Metazoa, Arthropoda, Insecta, Diptera, Drosophilidae.
AUGGCCUACAAACAGAAUCGGCGAACCAAGCCCCAGUCGGUCGGUCGGUCGGUUGUCCAGGGUCAACCGGAGAGUCUGGAACACCACGAAAUGGAGAAGUGGGUCAGCUGGAGAUUUGGCCUGCUCUGCGGCCUGCAAUUACUGCAAGGAAUUCGGAGCCUCAACUACGAGAUAAUCGUCGAUGAAAAGACCUUAAAAGUCCAAUGCGAUCCACAGGAUGACAAGGGAAAUAUCCCAUUUAACCAGAUUUUUGAUGUAAGCAAUCUAACCUUCGACAUGGCCGAUGAUCUGGAAACUUUAUACUUUAACGGCGAUGUGAGAGUAUUGAUUGACCUGCCAAAGGGUCCGAUCACAAUGCAGGCUGAUUUAUUUCGCUGGGAACGAGGCCAGUGGCUCCAAACUCCUCUUGCCCAAAAACGGAAUGACUUGUGCAAGGCUUUGAAUAAUCCGCUGGAGGUUUGGCGUCCAUUCGUCAUUAAAGUUCCCAAAAGUCAAAGGAAAUGUCCGCCUAACAAGGGGCAUAUUUACACGCUGAGCAACACGACCAACCAUGGGUUCGUGCCGCACAUGCCGCGUGUUGACAUCGCCGGUGACCUGAAGGCCGUUAUCCAUCUGAGCACCGGGAACAUAAAGACCUGUACCACGGUCUACCUCACGGUGUAUACCAGUUGAGGAGAAAGGAGAGACGAAGGGGUGGAGUGGACUGGAGCAGUGGAGGAGUGGACCCUGACAGUGGAGGAGAGGUUCGCGAGGAGAUCCCUCUAUUUGCCUAGUUUAUAGUAUGCGGCUGCUCUGUUUUUAUGGCCUGAUUUGGUGGUGUUUGCUCGGCUUCAAUGGCGCGUCCCACUGUUUAUGGCUCCCAACUAAAUGAUUGUCAAAUAAAGCGAAAUAUUUCAUAUUCAUGCACUCGAAACAGAAACACAGAAUCCGAAUGCCAGAAGUGCUUACUUGAAUUUAUUUUGUUCACUUUGUUAGUUUUUCGUUUUUUGGUUAUUUUUGGUGGCGCUGGCGAUAAGCCACCUUAGCUGGAAAUGGGAACUUAGCCCAGUAAUCGUAAUCCCCUUCUGGUAUUUGCCGAAGGAUCAGAUGCGGCGCCAUCCCCAGAUCACAGC